This is a messenger RNA of Entelurus aequoreus (snake pipefish), 999 nucleotides long. RefSeq names its product immunoglobulin superfamily member 3-like. Bases 517 to 999 code for a protein of 160 amino acids. The record is from RefSeq and is a predicted model, not a curated record. NCBI's taxonomy places the organism in Eukaryota, Metazoa, Chordata, Actinopteri, Syngnathiformes, Syngnathidae. The transcript is spliced from 2 exons.
UUGGCUUCACGUGGGUUGAUAGUGGAAGAUUGAUUACAUCGCCGGGAUUUGCCGUGGAGGCAUAGCACGCAGGCGGGCUGAGAUUUGCUCUCUUAACAGCUGGAAAAAGACAUUAUUAUCAUAUAUUUAAGUCAGUGUCUAAGUACUAUUUACUAAAUAACAUUUAGACAUUUUACGUCCCCCUAAGUAGUCGUGCCAGACUUGGACUUGGGUGUCGGGGAGCUCCUCCGCAGUGUUCCGUGGAUGUGUGGAGGUAGCACGCCGGGGAGUGGGUUGGGUCGCCCGGGUGCCUGGCACAGAUCCUCGGCGCUCAGACGCCAAAGGUGAGCGGAAGAAAAAAAACCCACAAAGAAGGUGUAGUGCUUGCGGAGGACGUCGUACGAGUGGAAGGCACCUUGUGUGGAUUUGUCAAGACAAGCUGAGCGGGAUUCGUCUUCCUUUUUCCGGGUCUGGAGGAGCCGUCGUCCAAACAGGAAGAGCGGACAUCGCUGGGGUGGCUCAGCCGGGCAAGGCACGAUGGCAACCGGUGUGCUCCUCGUCGCCUUCACGCUGCUUGCAGGUGCCGCCGUGGCCCAGAGAGUGGUGACGGUGCAGAGCGGGCCGCUCGUCCGGACCGAGGGCUCCCACGUGACCAUCUGGUGCAACGUGACGGGCUACAAAGACGGUGUGGAGCAGGACUUCGAGUGGUCCAUGUACCUGGCGUCCGCGGCGGACCGGGAGAUCCGCAUCGUGAGCACGGCCCAGCCCAACUACGCCUACGCCGUCUACGCCCAGAGGGUGAACAGCAAAGAUAUCUACGUGGAGAGGCUGAGUCGUGACUCGGCCUUGCUGCACAUCACCAAGGUGCAGGCCAAGGACCAGGGCCUGUUUGAGUGUUACACGCCCAACACGGACGGCCGCUACCUGGGCUCCUACAGUGCACGCACCAACCUCACCGGUGAGUCUCAAAAACUACAAAUGCUGCUCUGUUACCACAAAUGCUCACAUAUUUCCAACUAA